CCUGGGGCCACGAUGGAGCGGGACGGCUGCGCGGGGGGCGGAAGCCGCGGCGGCGAGGGCGGGCGCGCUCCCCGGGAGGGCCCGGCGGGGAACGGCCGCGAUCGGGGCCGCAGCCACGCCGCCGAGGCGCCCGGGGACCCGCAGGCGGCCGCGUCCUUGCUGGCUCCCAUGGACGUGGGGGAGGAGCCGCUGGAGAAGGCGGCGCGCGCCCGCACUGCCAAGGACCCCAACACCUAUAAAGUACUCUCGCUGGUAUUGUCAGUAUGUGUGUUAACAACAAUACUUGGUUGUAUAUUUGGGUUGAAACCAAGCUGUGCCAAAGAAGUUAAAAGUUGCAAAGGUCGCUGUUUUGAGAGAACAUUUGGGAACUGUCGCUGUGAUGCUGCCUGUGUUGAGCUUGGAAACUGCUGUUUAGAUUACCAGGAGAUGUGUAUAGAACCAGAACAUAUAUGGACUUGCAACAAAUUCAGGUGUGGUGAGAAAAGGUUGACCAGAAGCCUCUGUGCCUGUUCAGAUGACUGCAAGGACCAGGGCGACUGCUGCAUCAACUACAGUUCUGUGUGUCAAGGUGAGAAAAGUUGGGUAGAAGAACCAUGUGAGAGCAUUAAUGAGCCACAGUGCCCAGCAGGGUUUGAAACGCCUCCUACCCUCUUAUUUUCUUUGGAUGGAUUCAGGGCAGAAUAUUUACACACUUGGGGUGGACUUCUUCCUGUUAUUAGCAAACUAAAAAAAUGUGGAACAUAUACUAAAAACAUGAGACCGGUAUAUCCAACAAAAACUUUCCCCAAUCACUACAGCAUUGUCACCGGGUUGUAUCCAGAAUCUCAUGGCAUAAUUGACAAUAAAAUGUAUGAUCCCAAAAUGAAUGCUUCCUUUUCACUUAAAAGUAAAGAGAAAUUUAAUCCUGAGUGGUACAAAGGAGAACCAAUUUGGGUCACAGCUAAGUAUCAAGGCCUCAAGUCUGGCACAUUUUUCUGGCCAGGAUCAGAUGUGGAAAUUAAUGGAAUUUUCCCAGACAUCUAUAAAAUGUAUAAUGGUUCAGUACCAUUUGAAGAAAGGAUUUUGGCUGUUCUUCAGUGGCUACAGCUUCCUAAAGAUGAAAGACCACACUUUUACACUCUGUAUUUAGAAGAACCAGAUUCUUCAGGUCAUUCAUAUGGACCAGUCAGCAGUGAAGUCAUCAAAGCCUUGCAGAGGGUUGACAAUAUGGUUGGUAUGCUGAUGGAUGGUCUGAAAGAGCUGAACUUGCACAGAUGCCUGAACCUCAUCCUUAUUUCGGAUCAUGGCAUGGAACAAGGCAGUUGUAAGAAAUACAUAUAUCUGAAUAAAUAUUUGGGGGAUGUUAAAAAUAUUAAAGUUAUCUAUGGACCUGCAGCUCGACUGAGACCCUCUGAUGUCCCAGAUAAAUACUAUUCAUUUAACUAUGAAGGCAUUGCCCGAAAUCUUUCUUGCCGGGAACCAAACCAACACUUCAAACCUUACCUGAAACAUUUCUUACCUAAGCGUUUGCACUUUGCUAAGAGUGAUAGAAUUGAGCCCUUGACAUUCUAUUUGGACCCUCAGUGGCAACUUGCAUUGAAUCCCUCAGAAAGGAAAUACUGUGGAAGUGGAUUUCAUGGCUCUGACAAUAUAUUUUCAAAUAUGCAAGCCCUCUUUGUUGGCUAUGGACCUGGAUUCAAGCAUGGCAUUGAGGUUGACACCUUUGAAAACAUUGAAGUCUAUAACUUAAUGUGUGAUUUACUGAAUUUGACACCGGCUCCUAAUAACGGAACUCAUGGAAGUCUUAACCACCUUCUAAAGAAUCCUGUUUACACACCAAAGCAUCCCAAAGAGGUGCACCCCCUGAUACAGUGCCCCUUCACAAGAAACCCCAGAGAUAACCUUGGCUGCUCAUGUAACGCUUCGAUUUUGCCAAUUGAGGAUUUUCAGACACAGUUUAAUCUGACCGUGGCAGAAGAGAAGAAUAUUAAGCAUGAAACUUUACCCUAUGGAAGACCCAGAGUUCUCCAGAAGAAAAACACCAUCUGUCUUCUUUCCCAGCACCAGUUUAUGAGUGGAUACAGCCAAGACAUCUUAAUGCCCCUUUGGACAUCCUAUACCGUGGACAGAAAUGACAGUUUCUCUACGGAAGACUUUUCCAACUGUCUGUACCAGGACUUUAGAAUUUCUCUUAGUCCUGUCCAUAAAUGUUCAUUUUAUAAAAAUAACACCAAAGUGAGUUAUGGGUUCCUCUCCCCACCACAACUAAAUAAAAAUUCAAGUGGAAUAUAUUCUGAAGCUUUGCUUACUACAAAUAUAGUGCCAAUGUACCAGAGUUUUCAAGUUAUAUGGCGCUACUUUCAUGAUACCCUACUGCGAAAGUAUGCUGAAGAAAGAAAUGGUGUCAAUGUCGUCAGUGGUCCUGUGUUUGACUUUGAUUAUGAUGGACAUUAUGAUUCCUUAGAGAUUCUGAGGCAAAAAAGAAGAGUCAUCCGUAAUCAAGAAAUUUUGAUUCCAACUCACUUCUUUAUUGUGCUAACAAGCUGUAAAGAUGCAUCUCAGACUCCUUUGCACUGUGAAAACUUAGACACCUUGGCUUUCAUUUUGCCUCACAGGACUGAUAACAGUGAGAGCUGUGUUCAUGGGAAGCAUGAAUCCUCAUGGGUUGAAGAACUGUUAAUGUUACACAGAGCACGGAUCACAGAUGUUGAGCACAUCACUGGACUCAGCUUCUAUCAACAAAGAAAAGAGCCCGUGUCAGACAUUUUAAAGUUGAAAACACAUUUGCCAACCUUUAGCCAAGAAGACUGAUAUAUUUUUUUUAUCCCCAAACACCAUAAAUCUUUUUGAGAGAAACUUAUAUUUUAUAUAGUCCUCUAUCUACACUAUCGCAUUGUUCAGAAACUGUCGACCAGAGUUAGAACGGAGCCCUUGGUGAUGCGGACAUCUCAGGGAAACUUGCGUACUCAGCACAGCAGUGGGAGAGGGUUCCUGUUGAAUCUUGCACAUAUUUGGAUGUGUAAGCAUUGUAUACAUUGAUCAAGUUUGGGGCAUAAAGACAGACCACACCUAAAACUGCCUUUCUGCUUCUCUUAAGGGAGAAGUAGCUGUGAACAUUGUCUGGAUACCAGAUAUUUGAAUCUUACUCUAUAAACCUUGAUGGCAUUGGGCAAACAAUAGACUUAGUAGGAUUGGGGUAGCCCAUGUUAUGUGACUAUCUUUACAAGAAUUUUAAAGUAGUUCUGGAUUUCUUUUAAGUUGGAGUUUCAUUUCAUUUCAUUUUAAUCAAAAAAAAAAAAAAAAAAUUAAGAGAAGCCAAAAUACUUCUGAGGUCUUUCAGUCUUUGCUGUAUAUCCCCUCAAAAGCCAAAUUGUUAAUCUUGUUUGUUUGUUUUUUUUAAUUUUUUGAUUGGAUUUCUUUAGAUUUGAUGGUUCAAACAAGUUCAACUUUGAGGGACGAUCUUUGAACAUACUUACCUAUUAUAAAA
This is a messenger RNA of Piliocolobus tephrosceles (Ugandan red Colobus), 3466 nucleotides long. It is a transcript of the gene ENPP1, whose product is annotated as ectonucleotide pyrophosphatase/phosphodiesterase 1. Gene Ontology annotation, molecular function: polysaccharide binding; scavenger receptor activity; nucleic acid binding. The record is from RefSeq and is a predicted model, not a curated record. Gene Ontology annotation, cellular component: cell surface. Lineage: Eukaryota; Metazoa; Chordata; Mammalia; Primates; Cercopithecidae. Bases 13 to 2790 code for a protein of 925 amino acids. The transcript has 25 exons. Gene Ontology annotation, biological process: regulation of bone mineralization; inorganic diphosphate transport; immune response.